This is a messenger RNA of Hyposmocoma kahamanoa, 1229 nucleotides long. RefSeq lists its product as uncharacterized. Bases 66 to 1166 code for a protein of 366 amino acids. The record is from RefSeq and is a predicted model, not a curated record. NCBI's taxonomy places the organism in Eukaryota, Metazoa, Arthropoda, Insecta, Lepidoptera, Cosmopterigidae. The transcript has 8 exons.
AUAAAUCGUCUAUCGACAUCUGCUAUUCCCAAAAAGAUUCCUUGCGUUGUUCAAUAUGCGAUUCUAUGUCAAAGCAAGCAGAUCUAUACGUCUGCGAGACAGGCCAUGUUAUAUGUGAAAACUGCCAGCGCACAGGUGAGUCGACAGCCAAUAGGCCUGAGAGUGGAGAUUUUUUCGCUGAAAAAAGCUUACCUCCGACUCCUGAUAGAUGCAAGAAAAAAUAUGCAGAACCAACACGAACUAAAGACUUAGCCAGCGGUGAUCAUUAUAAGCGCAGUAAGGCGCUAAAACCAAAACGUGUCUCGAAGAGUGACUAUAUAAUUAGGACUGUGGACAAAAAUACCACAGUUAGCAUUAAACAUAAAAAAAGCAUUCGAGCAAAGGACAAUUUGGAAACGAUAAUUGAAUAUAAGAAUGCAAACUUUUGUGACAACAAAUCGAGUUGUUCGAGUUUGUCCAGUUCGCACUCCGUGCAAAGUCUUAAAAUCAUGGAACCGUUGCCGAAACAUUGUAAAGUGUGUCCGAGACCAGUUACCUGUCCUAUCUUAGAAUGCAGUAAAAUGAUUGCCAUGGACUCCGUCAUGUUACAUUUUCACUUCGAUCAUUCAAAAGUGCCAAGACAAACCCUAGUCUCGGGUUCUCCAAGUCGGCUACUAGUAAAUACGUGUAACAUUGGCACCAAAACACAGUGCUUAACAGUGUUUCUUUUAUGUGACAAUUUUCAAGGACUUCCUACAAACAAUGUGCAAUCAGUAGUAUUGAACGAGACAUACGCGGACUGCAAUGCAAUUUUACUCAUGGGUGCCAGAAUGCAAGACCCAACAGAACUUGCUUAUACGAGCAGUUCCGUGGUUAUUAAGAAAAAUGAUCCGUCACAGGAGAUAGACAAUAAACAGGUCGCAAAAGAAAGAUUCGAGAACAACGAACUUCUUCUUCUAUGGCUGUGUCAAUUAGAAAAUAAUGCAAAUACUUAUAGUAUAACACUUCUCAAAAGCAAUAAGAAGGUUGGUCAUAGCUACAUCGGCGAGGCGGUCCACAUUAGAGAUCAGCAAACUACCCUCAACAUGUACCAGCGGUGCGACUGCCUAAUUCUUCGCGGACCCGCCGCCAACAGACUGCUCGACAAAAAAAACCACUUCCUAGUGCUUGUUAAUAUUCUAGACUAAAUAAAAAAAAACUAUUACGUAAUAUAGUUUUUUUAUUAGUAACGUAAACAAAGUGAAUAAACA